UUUCUCUUUCCCCGCCGUCUAGUCACCUCUUUUAUUCUUUCUGACAGGUCGAAUGCCAUGUCGCUGGAACCUACAAUGACGGCUUCAGCAGCCAUGCCUAGUGCUACCAGACAAGUGGACGACCAAUCGCCAUUGUCGAUGAAGACAUUUACAAUUCCUAUCACACUAGCUUUUACCAUCGUCGGAUGUGUGUGCAUCGGGGCAAUCAUAUUCUUCCUCAGGAGGCGCCAGUGCGACAAGCGGCGACGCGAGCAGGAGGAAGCCGAAAGGACAGCCGGUGAAGAUGCACGUAUCGAACUGAGCGUGCGGAACAAGGUGUCAGAGCUGCGACUGAUGGAUGAAAUGCAGUUCGGUAUGCUACAUGUCGAGUUUGCCCAAGGCCAGUUGUUCUAUGCCGAGCGCACGGCGCGGGAGCCCGAUUCAUGUGCUGUAUGCCUGGUCGACAUUCAGGCCGAUGAUCGCAUGGUCUAUCUACCGUGCGACCACGGGUACCACCAAGAGUGUGUGAGACUGUGGCUAGUGCAGAAAUCUGAAAAAUGCCCGUUGUGCAAAAAGUCGGUGCUUGCGGGACUAGGUAUGUUGACUGCGGUUUGCAGCACUAGGGAUAGUGAGUAUGAUGGUGAUAGAAUGCACAGCGAGGGUUAGAGCAAAAAUAGAAUACAUGCCUCGCUACGUUUUCGUAGACAAAUACAUGUAGUAUGUACCGGCGGGCAUACGCCACAUAUACU
Linderina pennispora is the source of this 728-nucleotide messenger RNA. RefSeq lists its product as uncharacterized. Gene Ontology annotation, biological process: protein ubiquitination. The coding region runs from base 58 to 645 and encodes 195 amino acids. Lineage: Eukaryota; Fungi; Kickxellomycota; Kickxellomycetes; Kickxellales; Kickxellaceae. The transcript has a single exon. The record is from RefSeq and is a predicted model, not a curated record.